Molecule: messenger RNA, 1088 nt
Organism: Periconia digitata
Lineage: Eukaryota; Fungi; Ascomycota; Dothideomycetes; Pleosporales; Periconiaceae
Source: the annotation of a GenBank genome assembly
CACAAAAAUUUCCUCCUUUACACUUUAGCAUCAUCUUUACCACUAUCCAAUAUCAAAAUACCAAACACCUAACAACCAGUUUCUCACCAUUUCUCCCUAAACUACACCAACAAUAUCAUCAUAAACAACUAUCCAUCAAAAUGUCCUCCACACCAAAAACCCUCCUCAUAACCGGCGCAACCGGCAACCAAGGCGGCGCCCUAAUCCGCUCGCUCCUAGCCACCCCCUCAAAAACCGCCUUCCAGAUUCUCGCCGUAACCCGCUCCCCAACAUCCCCAUCUGCGCAAUCCCUCCUCUCCCUAACCCCCUCAAACCCCCUGACAACCAUAUCCCUCAUCCAAGGCGAUCUCACCUCGGUUCCCGCUCUCUUUACCGCAGCCAUUCAAGCAAGCGCCACAAACUCCAUCUGGGGCGUCUACAGCGUGCAAGCCAAACCACCCUCCAACGACACCACCCUUGAGGAAACCCAAGGAAAAGCCGUCAUCGACGCAGCAAUCUCCCAUAACGUCGAGUUUUUCGUCUACAGCUCCGUUGACCGGGGUGGUCCGGUGAACUCUCCAAACGACCCUACGAUGGUCCCGCACUGGGCGACUAAGUACCGCGUCGAGAAGCACCUCGAAGCGCAGGCGGAGAAGACGGGAAUGCGGUAUUGCGUUUUGAGGCCUACGGCUUUUAUGGAAAACCUAUCGGAUGAUUUUGCCGGGAAGGCAAUGGCUGCAUCGUGGAGUGCUGUGCUUAAGGAGCGGAAGCUGCAGCUCGUUGCUACCAAGGAUAUUGGGUGGUUUGGCGCUCAGGCAUUUUUGAAGCCUGAGGAGUAUGCGGGGAGGUGUUUAUCGUUGGCGGGCGCGGAGUUGUCGUUUGAGGAGGCGAAUCAGGUGUUUAGGGAGAAGUUGGGUAUGGAUAUGCCUGCAACGUAUGGGUGUCUUGCGAAGGCGCUUUUGCAUGUUGUGAAAGACUUGGGAGCAAUGUUUGAGUGGCUGAAGAAGAAUGGAACUGGUGCUGAUGUGGAGACGCUGAGGAAGCUAAAGCCGGAUUUAAUGGAUUUGGGAACGUGGUUGGAGAGGGAGAGCCAGUUUCAGAAGAAAUGA